Paramecium primaurelia is the source of this 2986-nucleotide messenger RNA. Lineage: Eukaryota; Ciliophora; Oligohymenophorea; Peniculida; Parameciidae. The record is from the annotation of a GenBank genome assembly.
AUGCAGAAUCAUCUUCUGUAUGUUUAGUUUAGGUUCCUUUAUACAAAAAUAAAAAUAAUAUGGGAUCAUUAGAAUUGGAAUUCAAUUUUGUUUGAAAACAAAAACCUGUUGCUAAGAAAGACAAAAGUGAAUUAGGAUCAGAAAAAUAAUUAGAUAAGUCUAAUAAUAAUUCUAUUUCUUUAAAAUAAAAUAUAAAAUAAUCAUAAGAUGAUAAUUAUGAAUUUUAAACCGUUAACUUAGAAACACAAUAAGCAGAGUUUUAAUAAAUGGAUAUAAUAAAUAAAUGACAGAGAAUAUAUAAAUACUUUAAAAUACUUAGAGGAUUCAAGGUAGUAGACAGCUGUAGAGAGGGCUUUAAAUGAAAUUGCUGAAAAAAUCCUAAAGAUUAAAUUGAUUAUUUUGCUGAUUGUUUAUUAAAAUUUAAGUGAUAAUGACAAGUAUCUCGUAUAAUGCAAAAAAAUUAAGGCCAUUCAAAAUUUAAAGAGAUGCCUUGAUAAAUGAUCUUAAAAAACUAUCAUAAGAAUAUCAAGAUGAAGAAAAACUAAAUGAUCUAUAUUUUGAUGAAAUUGGAAAAGCCGAAAAAGUAUUUUUUCAAAUUUAUUUAGGAAUAUGAUGCUCUUUUAAAAUCACUUGAGCAUUUUCAGAAAUUACAUUAGGAUAAAACUACAGGUCCUGUCACAUAAGAAUCAUAGGGCAUAGAUGCAAUAUUAGAACAUGAAGUCAUAAAAAUGCUAAAAUUAUUUCUUUUAAAUAUAAGCAAAAAAGAAACUUUGGAAGUGAUCUAAGAAAAAGAAAUAGCAAAAAGAUUAUGUAUGAAUCAAACUCUAUAAUUAACUCUCAAUCCAAAAUAAGAUGAAAAUAAUACAAAAAUUGAUGAAGAGGAGUUAGAUAAUGGAUAUUAUGUAACAUUAAGAUAUUAAUUUAACUCUGUUUAAGUAAAAGUACCUGGUACAAUAAAAACAUUCAGAGAAUUGAAGUAAAUUGUAAAAUCAUGCUUCAUGGCAGAGGACAAUGAAAUAUUUUAUACAGAUUAAAUGGGCAAUUUAUUACAAUUUGAAAUGAAUGUACUAAAUGAAUUAUAUCCCCCCAUUUAUGAAUUACUCAAAAACUAUGAACCUAUUGUAGGUAUUCUAAUUAUUAAAUAAAAAAAACAAAAAGAAGAAAGAAAUAAUGUAUCUAAUUUAGAAGAGAUUUUAUUCACAGAUGCUUAUCCUGAAGGAUUAACAAAAAAUUUUAGAUAAACAAGAAGAUUGGAAAAUAAAAUUAAUUGGUCUUUGUAUCUAGGAUAUUUAAACAAAGUUAAAUAUUUUUUUGAAUCUUGUCUCUUUAUACUAUUAUUGUUUUUAUUUAUACUUACAGAAAUUAAUCAAAUCAAAUUUGUUACUAAUACUCAAAUUUUAGCUUCAUUUUAAAAUUCAUAUCCUAUUCAAAGAUCUUACUCUUAACCUGUAUUUAGUUUAUCAGCCUUAAUUAACCAAACUUUAGCAGAAGAAAAUGAUAUUCAUAAUUUUUACAAUUAUCCUUUAAAAUCUGGAUUAUUAAUUUAAAAGUUAGUUUAAGAAGAAAAUUUAGAGGAUUGUCAUAUUUUGAAUUAAAAUUAAAAAUAAAUUUUCUUAACAAAAAAAUAGAGCUGCCUUAAUUUUAAUGAAUUAUUUGUUGAUGAUUUAGAAGGAGAUUAUACUCAAACUGAAUUUAAUCCAUCUAAAUAUGAUAGCUAUUAUGGAGGAUAUGUUUGGGAACUAAAUCUUACAGAUUAAAAUAGUUUCUAGAAUAGUAUUGAAUAGAUAAAAUCUUAAAACUGGUUAAAAUAUAAUAUUAAAUAAUCUUAAUUUAUUUUAAAUUAUUUUAAUAGUCCCACUUAGAGAUUAAUAUAAGCAACAAUCACUACUUUAUACUUAUUUAAUGAUGUAAAAUAAAUAUACAAUAUUUAGGAAUUACUCAAUUAUAAUACAAUGUAAACCCAAGCAUUUGAUUUGAAUUCUCAAACAGAUCAAGAAGUUCUUGCACAUACUAUCAUGUUUUAUGUAGCUAUUCUUUUAUUGAUUCCUUCAUUUUUUGGUAUUGGAUUUAUAUAUUAAUUUAAGAUUUUUUUGGAUUUUAUUUUAUAGGAACUUAGAAUACUUUAGUCCUUAUAUAUUUAUAAUAUAUGGAACUAUUAAACAGAAGAAAAAAGAUGUAAUCCAAAAAAAGAGAUUUAGCACCACAAGAAGAAAGGGAAUUUCAAUAAAAAAAAUUAAUUGUAAGUGAUUUUUUCAUUCUCAAUUUAAAAGUGCUUUAUGUUGUAAUUAAGAUUCCACUUAUAUUCGAUAUUAUUUGUAAAUGUAUUAACAUAUAUUAGAUAUGCUAAGCAAUGUUAGCAUGUUAAUAAGAAGUACAAUAUCGAAAUCAUAUCAAUAUGAGUUAGGUUUAAUUGAUGUUGGAUCUAAUUCAUAUUAAGAUAUCUCAAAAUUAAUAACUCCACUCUAUACAACUAGAAUUUAUGAUGGAGUUCAAAUGUUGUUCUUAAUGAUAGCUAUUAAUAGAUUUCUAGGUAAUUGGAGUCCUUAUCUAAAGUGUUAUGGAUUAGUUAUUAUUAGGGUAAUUUUUAAUUUGAUUUAUUUAAGUUUAACAAAGAGUCUUGGUUCUUACUUUUAGUGUUAAUAUUUAUAAUUAGCAUUUGUGCAAUGUCUUGGAGCAUAACAUUAUAAGGGAAGUUAAUAAAUCAUGAUAAUUUCUUUUAUUCAUUUCUUGGUUUAUUAAGAUGCACCCUUAAAUAUGGUAUGCAUAAUGAUGUAGCAGAAUAAGGUUUUUAGAAUAAUUAUGUUAAUGAAAUAAGUUAUUCUUUUGAUACAAGAUAUGUAUUAUAUUAUUAUUACAUUAGAUUCAAUAUGUUAUAGUUAUGGUUUUGACAAUGAUUAUGGUACCAAUAUUUAUUUCUUUGAUGACAUAAUAAGUACAUAAUACAAAAGAAGAAGCUAAAUAAAAGAUGAUGGAAUAUAAAAAAUGA